Molecule: messenger RNA, 7057 nt
Organism: Hydra vulgaris (swiftwater hydra)
Lineage: Eukaryota; Metazoa; Cnidaria; Hydrozoa; Anthoathecata; Hydridae
Product: putative autophagy-related protein 11
Biological process (GO): actin filament organization; pointed-end actin filament capping
Cellular component (GO): cytoskeleton
Molecular function (GO): tropomyosin binding
Source: RefSeq, a predicted model, not a curated record
UAUGAAACGAAGUUUUAACAUUAUUAACCUAACUUCAUUUAUGAUUGCUCGAGACAAUUUAUUAUCAGUUAUUUUUUAAAUAAAUUAAUGUUGACAUGUUAUCUACAUGAUUGACGAUAGUAAUUAAGUAAAGUUAGUAACCAAGACAACCUUAAAAUGUUUUUAAAAGGUGUUUUAGUGAUGUAUUGAUAAAUAAUUUACAAAUAAAUUUCAAUAAUUCAUAAACAUGGGUAAAAAGGUGAGUGACGUUAACAUCGACGAUUUAUUAGACGAUGAAGGAUGGUCAUUAUUAAACGAACUUACAGAAGAAGAACUAGAAUUGCUAAAUGCUGAUUUUGAUCCACAGAGUUUGCUAGCCCCCCUGAACGGAAGAAAAGGUGAAUCUACUCAAAAUGGACCUAUGUUCAAAAAAGAAGACUUAGUCGAGAAUCUUGAGCGAAUUGUUGCUGAGAGCAUACCGGUUAUAAAAAAUGAAAAAAUUCGUAUUAAAGAAGAAGUAAAGAAGCAAGUAAAAGAAGAAAAACUUAAACGUCAAUAUUCUAAAGAUCGACCUGCACUUGCACCUCAAAGAAGUAUUGCGCUCACUGACGAAGAAGAAGAGCUUUUGAACAAUGCAACUGAAGAAGAACUUAUUGAAGCUGCAGAGGAUGUUAAGCAAGAUUUCACAAGACCUUGCCAUGGCUUUAAAUUCGAAAACCAAGAUCGUCUUUUGGCUAAAACGGAUAUGAGUUCUAGUUUAUACGAUCAACACGCACCGCAUCGAUUUCACGACAAAUUCAAUAAUCUUAUUGCAUGCCAAGAAAAUCAAUCAGAUAAUACAUAUUCGAUAAAUGACGAAAAUUUUAAGAAGUUAAUGCAAUAUCAUGUUAAAAAAAAAAAACGUAAAAAGAUAAAUAAAUCCAAAUUAAGUCGGAUCAAAAAGUAUAACAAUUUUGUUUUACAGUACAACAGUAAGAUUGAUUCUGAAAGACUGCUAAAUAAAUGCGACGUAAAUAGAAAUGCUGAUAUUUUUGUUAAUUGUGAUGUUUUCGGAGAUAAUGCUAAUGAUGUAGUCAAUAGAGAUAAUGAUUAUAAAAAUGGUUGUAAUAAAGGAAGAGACGGAGAUAAAUUUAUUGAAGAUAAAAUUUUUAACUCAUCUAAAAACGAUUCUCUUGUCUAUAGAAAAAACAAAAAUAAUAUUAACGAUAAGGUACAUCAUAAUAAAGAUAAUACUAUUACAGAUAAGCCAUGCCAAAUGAACUUAAACAUAUAUAUUAAUAACAGUAAAAAAAGUAGUGCGAAAGAAAAACCAUCUAAAGUACACGGGAAAAAUUUAUCAGGAAUUCUUACAAAUUUAGGGGAAGCAGUUACUCAGGUUAAUUUUAGAAUUGACAUUAAAUUGAAGGCCGAUCAAACUGGAAUAAUAAGCACUUUGACUCGUUGUACUGUUCACCCGGAGCAAAAUAAUGGAGACAAUUUUAAUUUAAAGCAAAGUAAUUGUGCGACCAAAAAACCAACUCAAAAGGAUAUCACUCCAUUAAAAAGUCCAAACAAAAGAGCUACCUAUGAAAAUGAAUCUCGUGCUAAACGAGAAGAUAGAUCUGGAAGGCAAUCAUGUGACUCGGGAAUUUGUCAAACUCCAACAACCUUUGACGAAAUUUUUUUUGAUGAUGGAUACGGUACUCUUCAAAAUAGUUAUGCAGACGGAGAAAUUUUUGGAGCUUUUAAUGAUGAACAAAAUGAUUUUAGUCUAAAAUCUGACAGCCAAUACAGAAAAAAUUCAAAGUUGGAUUUCCAACAUCAAGGAAAUAACAUUAAAAAAUUAUCCAAUAACAUCACAAGUAUGAACACAUUUGCAAACUCACGUGAUUCAUCUCAAUAUCAGAAACUAGAACCAAUCAACAACAAACAGUCUAACUUAAGUUCUUUAAGCUCACAAUAUAGCGUAAAAGCAAAUCAAGUACAAAAUUCCAAAAAUUUAUUGCAUUCCGAUAUAAUAAUUAAACCAACAAGUUUAUUGGAAGAAACUUUAAAAAAGAGAGAAAAUGAAUCAAUAGUAAAAAGGUGCGAUGAACUAAAAAUAGAAAAAGAGACUAAAAAUUACUGUGAUAAAACAGAUCGGGAAACUUAUUCUUUUAAUAAGAAACAGGGCAUACAACAUAUUGAUUGUAAUGACGGGAUAAAAGAUCUUGACGAAGUUAGAAGCAAAUUAAAGAAAGUGAGAAUUGAUUCUGAACAAAAAACAAAUACGAAAAUACCUUAUGAUGAAAGACUGCCUAAGUCGAACAUUUUAGUUAAUGAUGAAAAUAUUAAAAGAAGUAACGACACUUCUAGCCCAUUGUAUAAAUUGCUUCAGCAAGAUAAGCAAAAGAGAGAAAGUGAAAAAGUUGUUGAAAAGGUUGUAGAGGCUGAUCAUCGCGGAGUUUCUGCUGCUUUAUUGCAGCAAGCUCUGUUAAAAAUGAAUGGCAUUUUAACCAAUGAGCAAAUUAGCUCUGUUUGGGCAGGAGAGAAACCAAAGGGUUCCAGCAUCCGUACAACAUCAUCGGUGAAAGCAACAGAGCAACGGAAAUGCAUAACCCAAGCUGACGAAGAAACAGAACUCGAUAUUGUAGAGCUCAUGAGGUGUUGUCGCGAGGAUACAGAUGAUUUGUUUUAUAUUUGUAUUAAUAACCAACCGAAUUUAGAGCGGAGUAUCAAGUUAGAAGUCAUUAAAACGGUUGAGCGUUCAUCAAAAGUCAAGCACCUUUCAAUGGCAAUGACUGGUCUAAUUGAUUUUGAAGUGAAAGAGCUCGCAAAUGCAUUACGUUACAACAGUGUUAUGGAAACCUUAAACUUAGAAUCAAACAUAAUUACUAUGCAUGGAAUAUUGGCUUUGAUGUCUGAAGUUGGUCGUCAUCCUUCACUUCGAGAAAUAAAGAUAUCUAAUCAAAAACAACCGUUUGGUUUACAAGGAGAAGAGUGUAUGGCAGCGGCAAUCGACAAGAAUGAAAAUAUUAUAAAAUUUGGUUACUCUUUCACGCAAGCUGGACCAAGGAACAAAGCUGACAGAGCUAUUAUUAGACAUAAUGAAAAUCUUCGCCAACGUCGAAAAAAUGGAGAAGAUGUUUAUGAUCUAAAAGUUGUUACAAAAAUGCGCGACGAAUGGCCUCAACCUUGGAUUAAAGUAAAAGGUCGUCGUGGUCUUGAAAAACUUAUUGAAAACAAGGUUUUAGACAUGGGUCAUAUGUCAAAUGGUAAUAGUAACGAAAAAAUGUCAGAUUCAUCCUCGACUAAAGUAGGCCCUUUUAAUAUCAAUGACAUUCUUACUCAACGAAAAUCAAAUUCACGAGGUUCAAAAAUUGAAGAACUAGAAAAAGAGCAAGAACGGAAAAGGAAACAGCAGUUUAAAGAAAUGGAAGAAUAUAGUAAUAAAAUACAUGAUCGUUCUUCUAAAAGAGAAGAAAAGGUUACUCAAAGUAAUAGUUCAGGGGAAACAGAUUACAGACGAGUAGCACAACCUUUACCCCAAAGCCGUGAAGUAAUGAAAGGAAUUAAUGUAAACGAAAUAUUAGCUCUUCGAAAAAACAUGCAACCUAGUUCAAAAAUAAAAGAUUUAGAAAAGGAACAAGAACGAAAACGAAGGGAACAUUUUAAAGAGAUAAACGAGUUAAGUAAACUAAACGACAGUCAAGAAUUGCUAACUGAUAACGGUUUAAUAAACACAGAAAGUGAAAAAAUCAAUGGAAGUACUUUAAAAACAACACAACAAGAUAAACAAGAAGAUAAAAGAGUCAACAAAUCAGAUAAAAGAGUCAACGAAUCAGAAAAAAAAUUAAACGAUUUGCUUUCGAAACAAGCAUCAACGAAAGUGAAUAAACUAGAAGAGUUAGAAAAGCAAAAAGAGAAAGUGAUGGCAAACGAAAAUAAACUAGUGAAUCAUGAAGAGAAAACUUUACUGUCAGAUAAUACUAAAAAUAAAAAGAAUGAAAUCGAGAAAGUUAAUACAAAGGAUAAAACAUCUAAUGAGGAUUUCAAGACUAAAACAUCUUCUCUAUCUUCUAAUUCUCCCCAUGUCACAAACUCGUUAACUGAAGAAAACUCAAAAGAAAUUAAAAAGUUUACAGAAGAAAAUGCAGCAAUAAAAAACAAUUUGUCUUCAAACAAUAAAACAAUUUCCAACCAACCCCGUGAACUACCUACAAAACCACUAGAAAAUGACGCCAGAAGAAAUUUAGAUUUAGAAAAAAAGAACAAUAUCGAAAAACAUAAACCAGUUUUAGAGGAAAAAAAAUCGGAUGAAUUGAAAAAGAAACUUCAAGUAGAUAACAAAGUCUCGAUGAUCCGCACUAAUAAGGACUCGAUAGAACUAAAACAACAUAACAGCGGUUUGUCACUGAACAACUCGUUAAAUGAAAAAAAUAUUAAAAAAGUAGAAGGUGAAAAUAAAAGCACAGAAGUAGCUGGAAAACUUCAAAAAAUGUCAACUGAUAAAAAUCUAGCUCCAACAACAAAAAAUGAGACUUCAGAAGUAAAAAAAGUUGAAGCAGAAAAAAUAACGGACCAAAGAGAAGCUAAAAAAAAGGAAGAUGAAGCUAAAAUAUUUGCUGAAGAAAAAAUUAAUACUGAAAACAACGAUAAAAGACAAAAACUAUUGUUUGAUAAUAAAAAUCUCUCGAAUAAAGAUUCUCGUUCAGGUGCAACAUUUGGAAUGAAUAAAGGAGAAUUAGAUAAAUUUAACGAACAAAGAGGGAACUUGAAAAAGGAAGAAAAAAACGUUGAAAAAAAUAAUAAGUUAGUAAGUUCUAAUAACGUAAGCAAUGAUGAGGAAGGUGGUCAUUUAAACUCUAAAUCGGAUUGUAAUAAAGAUAAUGAUCCACGCUUAAAGGAAAGCUCUCGUUUAAGUUCCAUUAAAUCUGAAGUUAAAAACAAAGAAUCAGAAAAGUUCAAAGAACAAAUAGAAAAUAUUAAAAACAAAAAAGAAGAAAAAACUAAAACUAUUAACAAAGAUAAAAAAGUUACUGAGGAAUCUGAAAAUAAACAGAAAGUUUUAUCGGAUCUUGCAACAGUUGAAAAUAAAACCUCUGGUUCAAAUUCAAGUUUUGCUGCUCCAAGUUCAAAAGAUAAUAGUUUCGGAAUGAAAAAAGGAGAACUUGAUAAAAAACUCAAAGAAACUAAAACCAAAGAGGAAGAAAAUAAUAAUUUAGUAGAAGAAAAAAAGAAAGUUAAUGACAUUGCCAAAAAACAGGAAUUACGCUCAGCAAAUAAUAAAGUUGAUAAUACUUCCGGUACGAAAGUUGGGACCAAUACAAAAGCUAGCUAUGUAAAAAAUGGGGAAUUCAAUAAACCGAAUGACAAUAGAGUUGGGCGAAAUAAAGAAGAUGAAGCUAAUAAAAAAAUUGAAGAAACAAAAUUUUCCGAAAAGGCUGGUAAUAAAGAGAAACUUCCGUUAGAUAAUAAAAAUGUGAACAAUAAAAAUGAUGUUUCUUAUAUUAAAAGUGAUUCACCUGAGGUCAAAAAAGUAGAAACUAGUAAACUAAAUGAAUACAGAGAGAGGAAAAAAGAAGAAGGAGCAAAAAAGUUAGCAGAAGAAAAAGGAAAAAAUGAAGAAACUGAAAGUAAACAAAAACCAUCGUCAGAUAACAAAAACGUUAUCGAUAAAAACGACGUCCUUUUAUCAAAAAAUAACUUGCUUGAAUUGAAAAAGGGAGAAACUAAUAAACUUGGUGAAAUUAAAGAUGCAAAAACAAAAGAUUCAGUAAUUGAAAGAAAACAAAUUACCAAUAAUAACGAUGUUUCUUUUACAAAAAGUAAAAUCCCUGAAAUGAAAAAAGAAGAAACUGAUAAACUUAGUGAAUAUAGAGAAAAAAGAAAAAAAGAAGAAGAAGCUAAAAAAAUCAUUGAAGAUAAAAAAAAAAGUGAAGAAACUGAUAAAAAACAAAAACUAUUGUCAGAUAACAAAAACCUUACCGAUAAAAAUGAUGCGUCUCUUACAAAAAGUAGGCCAUUUGAAGUAAAAAAUGAUGAAGCUAAUAAACUUAGUGAAUAUAGAGAAGCAAGAAAGAAAGAAGAAGAUAAAAAACUAGCAGACGGAAAAAAAAAAUUAGAAGCUGACAAAAAGCAAAAACUGCUCCCAGAUAAUAAAACCUCUGUUACCACAUCAAAAGAUGUUUCCGGGGAAGCCAAUGUCAUUAACACAAAAGAUGUCUCUGGGGGUAAAAAUAACUUUGUCACUCCCGGAACAAAGGUAAUUGCUGAUGUUUCCAAUAAAGAUAGUAAAUCUUUUGUUACACCUACAAACGAUAACAUGAUGGCUUUAAAUUCAAAUAUUAACACAGUUUCUUCUAAUGUAAAGAGUGAAUCUCCUGAAGUAAAAAAAAGAGGUUAUGAUAGACUUAACGAAUAUAGAGAAAGAAGAAAAAAAGAAGAAGAAGUUAAAAAACAAUCGGAAAGCAAAAAUAAGGUUGAAGAGGCUGAAAGAAUUACUACAGAACCUAAAGAAGUAAGAAAAAAAGAAGAUCAGUCUAAGACAAUAAAACCAAAGGAAGACGAGUCUAAAAGAGUCUCAGCAGAAAAUGUUUUGUUAAAUGCUGAGUCGGGUGCAAAAAAAGUUGAUUCAAAAUGUCAAGUACUUCCAAAAGAUGAAAAGAAAGUUAUCGUGGAAGACGAUAUUAAUGUGGAAACAAGAAAUGUUUGCAACGCAUCACCUGGUAUGGCUUCAACAAAUAAUUUUACAAACAAUGUUGUUACAGAUAUUUUUUCUGGUCGCACAGAUGAUAACAAUGAACCAAGGUUAAGUCUAAAAGAAAGAAUGGCAAGAAGAGGAAAAUAGUAAAAAAUAGUUUGAUUUGAGUAUUUCAAUUUUGGAUUUAAACUUUGUGUUUUGACUGGAGACUUGUAUAGCAUUGAGUUUUGCCUACAUAUGAGUCAGCUAGAUAACCAGUUCUAACAAGUCGGGUAAUUUCUCUCGCCCAUUUAUAAAGUCGUCCAUUCAAAAACUCGCCCAUUCAAACAAUUGUAUAAAGUUAAUUUUAUUUCACGCGGUUUUCAUAAUUUGUAAAUAUUUUUAAAAGAAAAAAUUUCCCCAUUUUUUUACUAAAAA